ACCCCUAUAAAAAGACACCGCUCUCGAAUCACGUCAGUCGCGUCUUUUAUAAUCUUUAUUUCUCAAACAAUAUAUAUAUAUAUAUAUAUAUAUUCUCAAUGUACCAAUUGAAAGAAAUUUAAAAUUUUUCUGUGAGUGUAAAAACGAAAAAAAAACAACCAAUAACAGGAAAUUAAAUUUGAAAAGAAAAAAAAACAUCCUAAAUUUUGCAUCCGUUAUAACAAUGAUAACGGCGUUGCCAGUACCUUCGGUGAAGGUUUUUCACAAAACUUACUAUCAAGAAAAGGGUUCGAGAAUAGGAAGUAGUCAACCUGGAAGUCCAUUAGCCGAUAGUGAAGCAGUUGUUGCGUUAGUAGACAAAGAGCCUCCAGAGUACUAUUUUUGUGGAAAGGUGAAUUCAUUACACAUAUUGGUGGGAUCAAUGCUCCUUGGAUUAGUGGGAUUGGUUGUUGGACUCGUCCAAUUAGCACCUGGAGCUGAAGCUGCACAAUAUUCAGCAGUUCUUAUUGCAACUGGUUCCGGUUUAUUAAUUUUAGGUAUCCUAUUGAUUCCACUAAGAUCCAUAUGCAUCAGAAAGCAAAAAGCUUCACAAAAAGAUGGCGCACAUCAACGAAGUGUUACCAGUAUAGAUAUGCUUUUAGCUCAACACAGAGAAUUCACAGUAUUGACACCUGAUGAAUUGGAGAAUCUCGUCGGUAGAUCGACAUCAGCUUUGGAGAAUAAAAUACGAAAACAAGGUCACAAUACCUAGGUGCCACAGAAGUCGAAGAGAGUCAUGGCGUCAUCACCAUGUUCGACAACAGCCUCAUCUUCGACAUCACCUGGAACAAACUCGUCCAUUCUUUACACUCAUCGUUGUGAUUCGAGGGAGCACAGUCUUGUUUAGUCAACAUUGAAAAAAAAAAAAAAAAAAAAUUACUGUGCUCUCGAUACAUAAAAAAAAAAAAUCGAAUCCACAUAAAAAUAUUUGGUCCACAAAUUUCUUAAUCGCAAUCAAAUUUUUUGCGUAUUAAAGAAUUUAUACAUAUUUCUCAAUUACAUCUUACUAUCAUACUCAUAAUAAAAAAAAAAAACCCAAAUAAGUAACUCCAAAUUGGUGUGAAUUAAAAUUUUUAAUUUUCAAAAUUAUUUCAAUUUUUUUUUCAAAUUUUUUAAUUUUACUUGAUAAAUAUAAAAAUUAUUUCGAAAAAUCCAAAUUUUUUUUUUCUCUUAAUAUUUGAAACAGGGGAUAUGAAAUCGAACCUUGUUUUGAAUUUCUCGGAAGGAAAAAAAAGGAGGGAGGGGGGGUUGAGAAAAAGGGGGUGGAGAAAAAAAAAGUGAGAGAGAGAGAGAGGAGAGAUUCUGUGCUUGGCAAGAUAUUCAGAAUCCAGGCGCUUCCUGUGUUCAAAAGUGCCUUUCUCCCAUAUAUAUCUUCUUUUCGUUGUCACAAUCAUUCGCUGCGUCAUUAAAAAUCAUUUUUCAUUAAAUUCGAAUAUUUCAUCUCAAGUGGAGUUUGCUUCGAGAACUAAUUGUAUUUGUAAAUUUUAUAAACACACUGUGAGUAAUUUAAAAAA
Messenger RNA from Leptopilina boulardi, 1553 nucleotides. RefSeq lists its product as uncharacterized. The record is from RefSeq and is a predicted model, not a curated record. Lineage: Eukaryota; Metazoa; Arthropoda; Insecta; Hymenoptera; Figitidae. The coding region runs from base 224 to 751 and encodes 175 amino acids. The transcript is spliced from 4 exons.